UCAAUGCGUUUGGAAAAUGUUUCUCGAAGUCUAUCUAUUUCCGAACUUCAAAAAACCCUUUUAACUCAGUAUUCCAGUGUUUGCAGUAUGAAGUUUCGAGACUGCUCAUCGAAUAAACCGCUUCAACUGUAUCAAACAUUGUCGGAAAUCACCCAUAAUGGAUUAUGCGUGGUCCAAGCAUUAUUACCACUAAACGGAGGUAAAGGUGGGUUUGGAAACAACCUCAGAUCUAAUAAGGGUAAUAAGCAAAAGAAAAAGCCCACUGAAGAUUCUAAAGCCUUCUCGAAGGAUUUGAAGACGGGGGUCAGGAUAAAGGAUUUGAAUAGACUACAGAAGGCUAGUGAGGUGCUUCAAAAACAGCAGGAACAUAGUCAAGAAGCCAAAGAAAAACUUGAUAAGAAACAAGCAAAAUUGAAAAAAGCUAUUGAAUAUUAUGAAGGUAUACUCAACGGGAAAAGUAAUGAGAAGUUUAAAGAUACAGAUUUUCUAGAUGAGGCUGAUAACGUUAUGCAAAACUUACGUGAUAAGAUGGAAGUGGUGUUCGAACUGCUGGGCAGUGAAGAAUGGGAAAGCGAUUGGGAAUCUGAUGA
Hyphopichia burtonii NRRL Y-1933 is the source of this 590-nucleotide messenger RNA. RefSeq lists its product as uncharacterized. The record is from RefSeq and is a predicted model, not a curated record. Lineage: Eukaryota; Fungi; Ascomycota; Pichiomycetes; Serinales; Debaryomycetaceae. The annotation marks the transcript as partial. The transcript has a single exon.